Chondrus crispus (carragheen) is the source of this 1233-nucleotide messenger RNA. RefSeq lists its product as hypothetical. The coding region runs from base 1 to 1233 and encodes 410 amino acids. The transcript has a single exon. Lineage: Eukaryota; Rhodophyta; Florideophyceae; Gigartinales; Gigartinaceae. The record is from RefSeq and is a predicted model, not a curated record.
AUGGAAGAGCAGAGUGAUGGCGACUCCGCAUUAAGUUUGGCCAGCCUCGUCAAGCAACACCCGGAUCUCACACCACUCGUCGCCGAUAUUCUUGACGUUUGCAGGCAAGACAAUGAUAAAGCCUACGAAAUGCUUUGCGAAAUGGUCAUCCCUUCGGAACCCGCACAGAACAACCAAGGUUCUGCCGCCUUUGCAUAUUCCUCGCCAUUAAAACCAACGCAAACUGUAAGCGCUGAGCAAGUCGAAGAACGCCCUGAGUACACCUCGAUAUUUCAAUCUUCAUAUUCUCAAAUCUCCUUUGAAUCCCCUUCCGAUGCGCCUGCGCCAAAGUCUUCAUUGGAUGACUCUUCAUCUAAAGACAACGCUUUACCUGAAAACAACACGUCGUUUAAAAACACUCUGUCGUUUCAGCAUUCACCCCGCGCUUCCUCGCAACCAAUGCUACAAGGGGCCUGGGCCCAGAAGUCUAUGGGUCGCACAUUUCGUGUCGACGACCUAUGCGAUAAAUACGAAUGGAUUUCUCGCAAUGCCGUAGAAGGUCUACUUGACAAGUAUGACGACUGUCUUGAAUUGGUGGAAACGGACAUUCUGGAAAUGUUCCCGAUUGACGAGCCACAAGCAUUCGGAGGCGGCCACAACAUGAACGACAACAAACAUGGGCCCAUGUCACAAAGCAAAACGUAUGCACAAAAUGCCACUGCAAAGCGCGGCACCCCCGACAGGCGUCAACUACGCCAGAAGGCAAUUGCUGAUUCCCUGAGACAACAGGCCAUAGACCAAAUUCAACAAGAUUCUCAAAUUAGUCAAUCGAUAUCUGUAUCAUCCAGUGGAAUGAAUAGCCUCAGGGCCGAGCUGUGGGAUACCCGCGUGAAUCGCAUGCAAUGGCAGCAACUGGCAAAUCAAACACGGAAGCCUUCUCACAUAGCCAACGCGAAAGCUCAAGACGCAGAAUUACAGCGAUUGUCCACUGAUCUCCUGCACAGAAUGCGUAAGUCUGAAGAGUACAAAAAGGGAGUCAUAGAUCUGCACGGUUUAACCAAAGAAGAAGCGCUUCAACUGGUGGAGUGGAAACUGCGCGACAGCGGGCGACGUCGUUUCAAGCUGAUCACUGGCAAAGGAACCCACAGCCACAAUGGUCAUGCAGUGCUUCGACCAGCUCUCGAAAGGUACUUUCGGACCAAGGGAAUAACAGUCUCAGUAGUGGGUGACGACAUAUUGCAAAUUGUACCAUAG